This is a messenger RNA of Panicum virgatum (switchgrass), 2899 nucleotides long. Its product is annotated as ABC transporter E family member 2-like. NCBI's taxonomy places the organism in Eukaryota, Viridiplantae, Streptophyta, Magnoliopsida, Poales, Poaceae. Gene Ontology annotation, biological process: translational termination; ribosomal subunit export from nucleus; translational initiation. The transcript has 13 exons. Bases 228 to 2039 code for a protein of 603 amino acids. The record is from RefSeq and is a predicted model, not a curated record. Gene Ontology annotation, molecular function: ATP binding; ribosomal small subunit binding; ATP hydrolysis activity.
GGUCGGGAGGCAUUAAAUCCCCUAAAUCCCCCGCGAUCCCUCCCAGUCGGAUCGAUCGGGCGGCCGCGAGACCGGGCGACUCGCACAGGAAUCGGGAGGAUUAUGUGUAUAGACAUACUAGGUGGCUUGACCUAAAUAAUUUAGAAAGAGGGCUUGACGUAAAGCGUUUACAUCCCCGUGGCCAAUCCAUCCCGUCGUCCCCGUCUCUGGUCUGCCCCUCGCCGGAGAUGGUGCAGAGGUUGAGCCGCGUCGCGGUUGUAGAGGAGGACAGAUGCAAGCCUAAAAAGUGUGGACAGGAGUGCAAACGAAACUGCCCCGUCGUGAAGAUCGGGAAGCAUUGCAUCGAAGUCGGUCCAAAGUCCAAGUCUGCACUCAUCUCUGAAGAACUGUGCAUAGGCUGUGGUAUUUGCGUCAAGAAGUGCCCCUUUGGUGCCAUUACCAUCAUCAACCUUCCAAAGGAUUUGGACAGAGAUACCACCCAUCGCUUUGGCCCAAACAGCUUCAAAUUGCACAGGCUGCCUGUCCCGAGACCUGGUCAAGUUUUGGGCCUUGUUGGGAUAAAUGGAAUUGGAAAGUCCACAGCACUUAACAUCUUAGCUGGAGCGAUCAAGCCUAACUUGGGAAGAUUCAAUAAUCCACCUGAUUGGCACGAAAUCCUUGCAUACUUCCAUGGGUCUGAACUUCAGAAUUACUUCAAGCGUAUGGUCGAGAAUAACCUCAAGCCAAUCAUGAAGCCUCAGGUUGAGAUAAUACAUAAAAACCGGAAUUCUUGUCGAGGAAUUGUAGGCCAACUACUUGAUCGGAAGGAUGAGAGGGGUACGAAAGAUCAGCUGUGCAACGAACUUCAAUUGAGUGAAAUUAUUGACCGAGAAGUAGCCAAACUUUCCGGUGGUGAGCUUCAAAGAGUUGGAAUAGCAGCCGCUGCCCUACAAAGUGCGGAAAUUUACAUGUUUGAUGAGCCAUCAAGUUAUCUUGAUGUUAGGCAGAGGCUAAAUGCUGCAAGAGUAAUAAAGUCCCUGCUUAGAACAAACAGCUAUGUCAUCGUGGUGGAACAUGACUUGAGUGUCUUAGAUUACAUGUCUGACUAUGUUUGCUGUUUAUAUGGAAAACCUGGAGCAUAUGGCGUUGUUACACUGCCAUUUUCGGUUCGAGAAGGUGUCAAUAUUUUCUUGGCUGGAUUUAUUCCAACAGAAAACCUUCGGUUCCGAGAUGAAUCUCUUACUUUCAAGAUUGUGGAUGCCCAGGAAGAUGCUGAGAUCAAGACAUAUCAGCAGUACAAGUACCCUACCAUGAGCAAAACAAUUGGUAACUUUAAACUCACUGUCGUGGAAGGUGAAUUCACUGAUUCUCAGAUUGUUGUGAUGCUUGGUGAGAACGGGACAGGGAAGACCACAUUCAUCAGGAUGCUAGCUGGGGUGGAGAAGCCAGACACUGUGGAUGGAGUUGAUAUUGAAGUUCCUGAAUUUUAUGUCUCCUACAAGCCACAGAAGAUUGCGUUAACAUACCCGGGUACAGUGAGGCAAUUUCUUCAUGAGAAAAUACGGGAUUCAUACACUCACCCUCAGUUUGUGUCCGAUGUCAUGAAGCCACUAAAAAUGGAGCAACUCAUUGACCAGGAAGUUCUGCAUUUAUCAUGUGGACAGCAACAGAGGGUAGCAAUAUGUGUUUGUCUCGGAAAGCCUGCAGAUAUUUACCUGAUUGAUGAACAAAGUGCAUCUCUUGAUGCAGAGCAGCGUAUUGUUGCCUCAAAGGUUAUCAAAAGAUUUGUCCUGCAUGCAAAUAAAACUGCAUUUAUUGUUGAACAUGAUUUCAUCAUGGCAACCUACUUAGCUGACAAGGUUAUCGUCUAUGAGGGACAGCCUGCUAUUGACUGUACUGCCAAUUCACCUCAGUCUUUGCUAUCUGGGAUGAAUAAAUUCUUAUCACAUCUGGACAUUACUUUUAGAAGAGACCCGACCAACUUCAGGCCACGAAUAAACAAAUUGGAAUCUGCAAAAGACAGGGAACAGAAGUCUGUAGGAUCGUACUAUUAUCUCUGACACGGGCAUAAUGGUUGAUAUAUUGCUACCACUGUAUAGCACUGUACCUAUGGUGCUUGUAGUUGAGGGAACUAAAGUGGAUUUGGCCAUGGGGGCUGAGAGGAACGGGAUGGAAGCGAUGUUUGGACAAUUGCAGGGAACAAGGCAGCACGCACUGAAUUGGAGCAAGGGAAAGGAUGGGCACUUGUUGUCUGGGCCAAGACUUGAACUGGUCUGGAGCAGAACAAGUAAGAUAGGUCAACCCAGACAAGAGUGGAAGCAUGGUAACCUCUUAUGGAAUCCACUGAAAGGAUUUGGAGGAAGUGCAGGAACUACUGAGUGGUUGGAUCAGAUCAAGGAUUCCACACUAGCAGCAGUAGUACCAACCUUUAGAACACCCCCUCGUUUGGUAUUUGGAUUACAUGAUGGUGCAGAGCAUUCUGUUGGUCUUCAGCCACAGCCAUUGCAGAAUGAUAAGUCUGGUGCUCUCAAGGGCGAGGCCACACCAGAAGCUGUGGUCCCAACAACCUUUAGGACGCCUCCUUGUUUGCAUGAUGGCAAGGAGCGCCCUGCUGGAUUUGUACCUCAGCGAUUAUUGGACAAAUGGAAACUAGGAGAUCGACUACUGUCACAUGAGCUAAGGGGUGGGUGGCGCAGGAUCCGUUUGUUGCUGGUUGUUUAGACUUGUAUUUGGCUUAUGGAAUGCUUGUGAACUCUGAGACUGUUUUAUGUACUAUAUGGGUAGUUUGUGCGCCAGGUUUUUUGUCCCAUAGAUUGUAUUCUAGAUUGAAUACAAACAGUGGGUUUUCCUGGCACCUUGAACCCGCAAUUUAUUCUCUAUGUUGAACUUAGUAGUUAAAUAAAACAAUCUAGUUGUUUUA